This is a messenger RNA of Eublepharis macularius, 1053 nucleotides long. It is a transcript of the gene SEPTIN3, whose product is annotated as septin 3. The record is from RefSeq and is a predicted model, not a curated record. Gene Ontology annotation, molecular function: GTPase activity; GTP binding; molecular adaptor activity. Gene Ontology annotation, biological process: cytoskeleton-dependent cytokinesis. The coding region runs from base 1 to 1053 and encodes 350 amino acids. Gene Ontology annotation, cellular component: septin complex; microtubule cytoskeleton; neuron projection. The transcript has 10 exons. Lineage: Eukaryota; Metazoa; Chordata; Lepidosauria; Squamata; Eublepharidae.
AUGUUCAAAGGUCCAGCAGAUAUCAAGCCUGAAACAGCCAUGUCUGAGCUGGUGCCAGAGCCCCGGCCAAAACCAGUGGUGCCAAUGAAACCAGUUGGUAUUAAUUCUAACCUGCUGGGCUACAUAGGGAUUGAUACCAUCAUAGAGCAAAUGCGCAAGAAGACUAUGAAAACUGGAUUUGACUUCAACAUCAUGGUUGUAGGCCAAAGCGGACUGGGAAAAUCAACGCUUGUGAACACCCUGUUCAAAUCUCAAGUGAGCCGCAAGUCUUCAGGUUGGAACCGUGAAGAGAAGAUUCCCAAAACAGUGGAAAUCAAAGCAAUUGGGCACGUUAUUGAAGAAGGUGGUGUCAAAAUGAAGUUGACAGUUAUUGAUACUCCUGGAUUUGGUGACCAGAUCAACAAUGAAAAUUGCUGGGAGCCCAUUGAGAAAUACAUCAAUGAACAAUAUGAGAAAUUUCUGAAGGAAGAAGUGAAUAUUGCGAGGAAGAAACGAAUACCAGACACAAGAGUCCACUGUUGCAUCUACUUUAUCUCCCCCACAGGUCACUCCUUACGACCGUUGGAUCUAGAGUUUAUGAAGCAUUUGAGCAAAGUAGUAAACAUCAUUCCAGUUAUUGCCAAGGCAGACACCAUGACUAUGGAGGAGAAGAUUGAGUUCAAACAGAGGGUCCGCAAAGAACUAGAAGUCCAUGGGAUUGAAUUUUAUCCCCAGAAAGAAUUUGAUGAAGACCUUGAGGAUAAGACAGAGAAUGACAAAAUUAGGCAGGAAAGUAUGCCAUUUGCAGUGGUGGGCAGUGAUAAAGAAUAUCAAGUGAAUGGAAAAAGAGUCCUGGGCAGGAAGACACCCUGGGGAGUCAUUGAAGUGGAAAAUCUCAAUCACUGUGAAUUUGCCCUACUCCGUGAUUUUGUCAUUAGGACUCACCUUCAAGACCUAAAAGAGGUAACACACAACAUCCACUAUGAAACUUACAGGGCUAAACGACUGAAUGACAACGGGGGGCUUCCCCCAGUGACCGUAGAGAUAGAGGAAAACCAUGAAAGCAACCUGUGA